GAGGGGCCGGGAAGAGGGAGGAGGAGGAAGAGGAACCGACGGACGACGGCGGCUGUAGGUUGUUCGGUGGCGGCGGCUCCGGCUCUCUUACGGGCGCACUAUGGACAGCCAGGGCCGGAAGGUGGUGGUGUGCGACAACGGCACCGGGUUUGUGAAGUGUGGAUAUGCAGGCUCUAACUUUCCAGAACACAUCUUCCCAGCUUUGGUUGGAAGACCUAUUAUCAGAUCAACCACCAAAGUGGGAAACAUUGAAAUCAAGAAUAACAAAAAGAUGGAUCUUAUGGUUGGUGAUGAGGCAAGUGAAUUACGCUCAAUGUUAGAAGUUAAUUACCCAAUGGAAAAUGGCAUAGUACGAAAUUGGGAUGACAUGAAACACCUGUGGGACUAUACAUUUGGACCAGAGAAACUUAACAUAGAUACCAGGAAUUGUAAAAUCUUGCUCACAGAACCUCCUAUGAACCCAACCAAAAACAGAGAGAAGAUUGUAGAGGUAAUGUUUGAAACUUACCAGUUUUCUGGAGUGUAUGUAGCCAUCCAGGCAGUUUUGACUUUGUAUGCUCAAGGUUUAUUAACUGGAGUAGUGGUGGACUCUGGAGAUGGUGUGACUCACAUUUGCCCAGUGUAUGAAGGCUUUUCUCUCCCUCACCUUACCAGGAGACUGGAUAUUGCUGGGAGGGAUAUUACCAGGUAUCUUAUAAAGCUGCUUCUGUUGCGGGGCUACGCCUUCAACCAUUCUGCUGAUUUUGAAACGGUUCGCAUGAUUAAAGAAAAAUUGUGUUAUGUGGGGUAUAAUAUUGAGCAAGAGCAGAAACUGGCCUUAGAAACCACAGUAUUAGUUGAAUCUUACACACUCCCAGAUGGCCGCAUUAUCAAAGUUGGGGGAGAGAGAUUUGAAGCACCAGAAGCUUUGUUUCAGCCUCACUUGAUCAAUGUUGAGGGAGUAGGUGUUGCUGAAUUGCUUUUUAACACAAUCCAGGCAGCUGACAUCGAUACCAGAUCUGAAUUCUAUAAGCACAUUGUGCUUUCUGGAGGGUCUACUAUGUACCCUGGGCUGCCAUCACGGUUGGAACGAGAGCUUAAACAGCUUUACUUAGAACGAGUGUUGAAGGGAGAUGUGGAAAAACUUUCUAAAUUCAAGAUCCGCAUUGAAGACCCACCCCGCAGAAAGCACAUGGUAUUCCUGGGUGGCGCAGUUCUAGCAGACAUCAUGAAGGACAAAGACAACUUCUGGAUGACCCGACAGGAAUACCAAGAAAAGGGUGUUCGUGUGCUGGAGAAACUUGGGGUGACUGUUCGAUAAACUGCGAAGCUGGUUCCCAUCACGCCCCCAAUGCUUUCUUUUUUCCUUUAUUGCCAAUCUUUGAACUCAUUCAACUCCAGGACAUGGAUGAGGCCUCUCUGUGCCCUUUGACUGGAAAGGUCAAGUUUUAUUCUGGUGUCUUGCAGAAGUUUUGUUAAAUUUGUGUUGAUGUGGGUAAAUCUGACUGCUUAAUUCCACCACUUCCCUGCAAACAGAAGAGGGCCAGGGUCCUGUCUGCUGCUCUGUUUCUCCUAAGUAGGCAUUUAGAUCAUUCCCGUAGCCUUCCUAUUUUCACUUUCCUGUUCUAAUGCUGCUAGUUUUUAGUCUUUAGCACACUAGAUGGUAUGCCUUUGUUAGCAUAAGAAAAAACAACUUCCACAGGAGCUUUUAUGUGUUAUUGGGGUGGGGUGGUGAGGGCUGAGUAGGCAGCUGCUGAACCCUUUGUGGUGUUUCCCCUGUGGUGUGGCGCUUUCUACGUUACUGCUGCAGCUUUAAGUACCUUAAAGCUUCUGGUAUUAACAUUUUAGGGAAAUGGUAGGCUCAGAACUAAAGUGUUUGGGGUGGGGUUUUGCGUGGAGGAAAGGGGAGGGUUUGAUUUUAAUUUUUUGAUUUUUGAGCUUUUCUGCUCUGGGGUACGUAAGAUGAACUUUAUUUACAAUACUUUGAUUUGGCAGGUUUUCUUCUACUUUUGGUCUGCCUGGAACUGUUUCCAUAUGCUGUAAAAAGCAAGUGUAGUGUCCCAUUAUUAUGUAUUUGUAUUUUAAAAUCAACCGUAUCAGCUGGGACUAGACUCCCUAGAAUCUACCAAUGGAAAAGUAACAUUGAAAAAAAGCUUUUGGAAAUUCAAAUUACAGACAAAAAGUGCUUAAGAGCUGGUAUUUUUCUAAGUGCUUCUAUUAAUACCAGAAGCAUUAAGGUAACCCAGUGCCAAGUACCAUUCUUGCAAAAUUCUUUUAUAUAACCGACCAGUGCUUAUUUAAUAAAAACAAGUAGAUACAUAUAAAUAAUUACUGGCAGUAGGUUAUAAUUAUUGGGUUAAAAAUAACAUUGAAAUAUGGGACUUGUGCCAGUUGGGUAAUUUUCACUAGGUUUUUUUUGUUGCUAUGUUUUCAUUUAAAACCUGGAAGUGGAGUAAAAUUUGACUAUUUAAAAUGUUGGCCAAAAAAAAAAUCAAGAUUUAAAUGCAUAUUUGUACUGAAAAACUAAUCAUAACUACUAAAUCUCAGCCAUCUUAAGCAUGAAAGAAGAGUUGUUGGUAUUUUGUAAAUGUUAGCCGACUUACCUGUCAGAAAACCAUAUUUAUGAAUCCUGUCGGUAUUGCUUGGUAUCUGAAAAAAUAUCAAAUAGUACCUAGACUUGAAUUCCUUCUAAAUUUGAAAAAUAAAGUAAUAAGAAAUUGUAUCACUCUAAGUACAAAAUGAAAAUUCUGGAGAAAAAUGUUUUUCUUCAUUUCAAAACAUUCUUUACUAAUAACGACUUUGAAAGAAGAAGCGUACUUUUUUGGGUGACUGAAAUUGGAGAAAUUAUCGGCUAUAGCAUCUCUAUUUUUG
Molecule: messenger RNA, 2850 nt
Organism: Kogia breviceps (pygmy sperm whale)
Lineage: Eukaryota; Metazoa; Chordata; Mammalia; Artiodactyla; Physeteridae
Gene: ACTR2
Product: actin related protein 2
Biological process (GO): Arp2/3 complex-mediated actin nucleation
Cellular component (GO): actin cortical patch; Arp2/3 protein complex
Molecular function (GO): actin filament binding
Source: RefSeq, a predicted model, not a curated record